AUGUGGACGGAGGUCCAGGAGCACGCGCAACGCUGCCGCGGCAACCUAUGCUGUCCCCGCCCUCGCGGUUCCCCCCCCAAAAAGACAAGCCUUACGGACACGAGCCUGCACGACUUGUUCGCAGGCUGCGGCGUCCUUCCUCCGGCGGCCCUCCUCGCUCCCCACCGCAAGCGGGCGGUCAGAGACAUGGAUAUCGACACAUGUGCUUCGGAGGUUGCCUGUGCACGCUCAUGCUGUACAAGCGCAGCGUUGGCUAGUGGAAGCACGUUCUCGAACACGAGGGACCCCGCGGCCCACUUGAGCCAGACUUACAAGAUGAAGGAGCUGUGCCCAGUGGUGACCACCGCGAAGGAGGCGCGGAAGGAGAGGCUGGCCCUACAGUGGCAUUUCGAGCUGUUCAACAACAAGCUCUCCCACCUGUCAGAGCUCAUCGGGCAGAAGUUCGCGGCCCUGGACGCACAGAGGGCCGAGCCGCUCAAGUGACGCGCCCGCGCGGCAGCAGGCGCAGACCUGCAGCGCCCCGCUCUGCGCGGACCCGUUCGCGCGGGAGGCGCCCGCGCGGGGCGUUCUUCGCCAGCGCGUCUCACCGGCACCGUAACGGGUACUCACUAACGGGUACUUUGGAGAUUUGGUCACUGGCCAAAGUACCCGUUAGUGGAGUCCCCGUUAGACUGGCGCUCAACGUCUCACCCUGCAGGGGCUGACCUGCAGCUCUCUGCCGUUCCCCAGCGCGUCUCUGCAGCGUGCUCCCUGCGGCGGCGCCCCGCGCUGCGCCCAAGCCUUGUUUCGGCGCCGGUCGUUAGCUUUCUUUUGCUGUCAGGGCCCCAGAAUUCCCGUUCUGCGAGGCCCUGGUUCCGCCGCACGCAGACAGCUCCCUUGGCACAGCUGAUCACCAAGGCCUUGCCAAGUAAAACGCGGCAGCGCCACGCUCCGCUUGUCCUCCCCGCCCCGCCGCGCGGCGGCCCCUGGCGGCGGUGGAGCGGGAGGCCUCCUCCUCCUCCUCCUCCUCGUCCUC
Molecule: messenger RNA, 1015 nt
Organism: Prorocentrum cordatum
Lineage: Eukaryota; Dinophyceae; Prorocentrales; Prorocentraceae
Source: the annotation of a GenBank genome assembly